Messenger RNA from Liolophura sinensis, 5839 nucleotides. RefSeq lists its product as uncharacterized. The coding region runs from base 183 to 2549 and encodes 788 amino acids. Gene Ontology annotation, cellular component: lysosomal membrane; BLOC-2 complex. Gene Ontology annotation, biological process: protein localization to membrane; organelle organization; lysosome localization. The transcript is spliced from 21 exons. The record is from RefSeq and is a predicted model, not a curated record. Lineage: Eukaryota; Metazoa; Mollusca; Polyplacophora; Chitonida; Chitonidae.
AAGAGGGAAGACCAAAGCGAAGUUGUCAUUGGGAGUGUUGACAGUAGUGUUGACUUUGUUUGUUACCUGCACCAACCUUGUGAUGUGAUGCAGAUCUCUAUGCUCAGAUAGUGUCGAUAGUGAUCAACACAAGAAUUAGGCUUCAACCAGCUGGACGGUACUGGUACACGAAGUUAGUUACCAUGAUUGGGAAGCCUGUCCUACAACCUGUUACAUCUGUUUGGCCAGUUCAUAGGAAACAGUUGCUUGAGGAAAUCCUGGCAGGGAGUCCACAUUAUGGUACAGUCCACAGAGUCUGGGUGGCUAGAGGUCAUAUUUUUGUGUCACUCAGUAAUGGAACUCAGCUUUUCACAUUUGAUGUCAAACCUGUGGGGAUAGGCCAGGAUUAUCAGUUUGGAAAUCUUGGAUGCCUGGACCAGUCUGAUGUCCACCCAGUCCUCAUUGAUGUGCUGUACAGCCAGAAGUUAAACUUGGCUAUCUUGGUGCAAAAGGAUGGUCAGGUUCAACUGUGGAAGUUCCUACAGCAGAGUUACAAUUGGGAAAAGGUGGAAGAUGCUGCAUUGUGUGAUGCUUCUGACUCACAGGUCCUCAGUGUGUGUCUGCUGGAGGAACAGUGUGUAGUGUACUGGUGUGAGAGGCCAGUCAGUCCCCCAAACACCAACUGUACAGUCUACAGGAGGGAUCUCUACAGUGAUAAUGCAUUUGGACCUCCAAUUAGAGUGUUGGAGAAUUGUCCACAGUGUGAUUUGCUUCCCCUUAACAAAGGAGUCUUUGCUGCAUGGAGUGAGCGCGUGAAUGUGCCUGGCCUGGUGUUGUCACCUGACAGUAACAGUAUCAGCCUAUACAUGGAUGACAAAGUGUACUCACCUCGCUCCUCUACUACAGUGAAGCCUUUAGACUUCUCGGAAGUCAUUCUGCCCUACUUGUCAAAGAUAAAGCCCAAACCAUCACUGCCUGUAAGUAGACUGUUUGACGCUGCGAACUGCUGUGUUGUUAUGGUGGAAGCGGAUGGUGGACUUUGCUGUAUUUCUGAUAAACCAGAAGUGAAAUUAGGCACCAACCUAAAAAUUCAGACAGACAUUACCAGAUUUAAAGAUGUAUCCUGCACAUUCUUCAUGCACAAAGACUGUAUUUGUCAGGUGACAGCAGAUACCCUGAUAAUACAUGACUACUUAUCGGGUGAAGUAGUUGAGCACAAAUUACUGGAGACGACCAGUACAGAUGCCCAGCUGAGUCAGCUGACUACCUCCCCUUACUUUCCCACUGUAAUGACCACAGGUGGCCUCAAGGCUGUACAGAUAAGCAGCUCAUGGAAACAGGCCUCAGGUAACCAGGAUGAGGAUUUGGUCAGCUACAGCCAAGAGAUACAGCGACCUAGAAUUGACCGGUCCAGUAACAUAGAAACAGCAGAGAUAGUGUGCAAGAGCUUUCUUCAGGGCUCCUUGCCUAGUGACAAGUUUGCAGUGGAUGGGAAAUGUUUUCAGAACCCAGCUCUGGUGAUAACAAUGUUGGACCAGCUGCAGGAAAAAGUGAAUUCACCACGCAUGACCAAAGAGAGAAUGUCUAUUGUACAAAACUACACCAAAGUGAACACAUAUAAGCAUACUCGCUACAAUGAGAGCAUUGUGCCUUACCUGAAUGAGUAUUUGAGUGUAGAGAAGACCUGUCUGGAUGUGGUCAACCAAAACCAAAAGGCAUUAGUAUCCAACGCAGAUAGUGUAGGGAAGGAUGUGUUAGCUCUGAUCCACCCAGGGUCUAGUCUACCAGCCUCAAGCAGACAGGCUCAGCUGGAAGUGCUGGCUCAGCGUCACCCAGAAACUGUCCUCCUUACCCUCAUGCAGCAGCUUGAUAUCAAGUCGGAAGACCUGAGUGAGGAGGAGAUGGAAAAGUGGAGUCAUGUCCUGGCCUCUGAGAGGAGCAUCUCCUCUGCCUACAGCGGCACCUUCUCUCUGUAUGAGAUCAUCACCAGGCUCCUCUUCCAACAGAAACCAGACCAGCUGGUGAACUUUGUACAUAUUGCCCAGGUGAUCCAUGAUAAGAAUGUUGGGGUAUCGGCCUUUAUUCGGAAACGACAAACUUUUCAGUUUUAUGAGCGAGCCCUUUCUUGUUUUCCAAAACCAGAGAGUUCCAGAGAUGUAGAAGGAGCUGUGAGAGCAAUGGCCCAGUUGAUGUUGGCAAUGCAAACCCGUUCAAGCUUGAUUAAAGCUUUACAGUUGCUGAUACGAUAUGAACAGUGGGAUCCAGCAGUAGAACUUCUCAGACAGAAUGCUAAUGGUACUCCUGCUCACCAAGAAGUCUUCUAUCUCCUGCUCACCUCCAUAGCUAAUUUUGGUGUACUAGGCAAGUAUUGUGUACCAGUUCUACAACAGAUUCCAUCGGGUACCAGCUUAGCGUCCAUACUUGAAAUGAUGAACUCCCAAUGCAAAGACAGUCAGCCAAUAUCAAGUCCUCAAGAUAUAUUUUGUCGAGGUUCUGCAGAUAUAGAGUUUGGUCGUGUUCAGGGAAUCUUCCUCUCUUUGCUGACCAAGGACAAGACUGAGAGCACAUGAGGAAACAGUAAUGUAGAACUUUGAAGCGACUGUAUGGUCAUUGAGAUAAAUAUAUUCUAUCUUCCUUAUUCUGACCAGAGAUUUACAUGUCAUAAUAAACAUUUAUAAUUCAUCUUUGGCAUACGCAGUUCAUAGUGCUGGUGUGAUUAUUGCAAAAUACUCAAAUUUUACAUCAUAAAAUUAUUGACACCAAGUACCUGAUGAAUUGCAGUACUGCAGACAGGGCCUGUAUGGAAAUCUACACAGUGUGGUAAAUCUGAGAUAAUGUUACAGCCAGUAUUUGCUACUUAGUAGCAUGUUCAAAUACUUUUAAUUGUAUGAAUAAGUGAAAGAUAAUAAUGCAUUUAUUGAGAAAUAUGAAUUAAUGAAUAGGUGUGUGAUGAUAUGCGGAUUGAGUCAACUUUUCAUCAUUAUUAUCAUAGGGUUUAUACCCUUUUUGUUUCUAUCAUAUCUUGGAAAGACUGUCCUAAUUGUAUGGAUUAUGUCUGGUCAUCAUGAAUAGUAUGACAUUUUUUGUAAAUAUAGGAAUAAUCAUAAUGCACAAAUAACCUUCCUAAGUUUUUAUCUGUAAAAUAUUGCCACAUACCCUGCUUCCCUACUUGGUUUAUUAAAGUCAUGAAAAGCGGUUGCCACUAAAACCAACCUAUCACACCUGGUUUAAAUUUGAUGUAUGUUUACGGCCUAAGUCUGUUUUCAUUCCUUGCUAAUCGUACUUGGUGGUGGCUUUGCGUUCAGGAUUCAUGCUGAUCUUAUGGCCCAAGUUACAGGACACUAGUUCCUUACGGCCUACUGUUUCAGUUGUAGCAGCAUUUUACACAAUUACACAAUUGUUUUAUAUAUGGUUGUCAGGCACUAUAUAAUGUACUGCGUUGUGACGCUAAGAAUUAUGUCUAUUUUUAUUUUAGUUAGGUAAAAGAUUCAGUGCUUAUCAGUUUAAUGCAGACAUUUUUGUUAAUGUUGAAAUGUUAUUAUGUUAAGAUAAUGUCAGUUUUGAAACAUUCAUAUUUGGAGAAAACAAUCAAUCGUGUAUUCUUUCUUUCAACUGUUUGAUGUAUUUAUUUAUCUGACUAGAGUUGUAAUCUAGGAUUUUUCGCUAGAAUGACGACCGCCAGUACGAGAUGCUAAUAAUAUCUGAAAAAAAGGACCUAAGACAGUGAAUGGGCUUCAAACAUGAGACUUGAUUGAGAAAUUGCAAUAAUGCUUGUCUGGCAGAACCUGUCCGACGGUUGUCUCAAUCAGCCGGCAUGGGCUGUUCAACUCAUGAUGUUGUGUUGACGUUUAUAUCUACCCAUAAGGUUGGGAUCCAAAGCCAGAUGAUAUCCUCCGUCUUUCGUUUACUGUUACUAAGGUUCGGGGAGGGAUAGUGUACAUUUAGUUCAUUUUAUCAAGUAAAGCAGAGCUGUUGAACAAGAGAAGCCGAUAACAUAUCUGUUCACCAUUAAAUGUAAAGCGUUGAAAACUAUGUGACAUUAGUUCUUGUUAGUUUAAAAUAAGUUCGUUCAGCCAGUAGUACGAGUGCGGCUAUCAGGCCAACUCCCGUAUAAAGGAUGAAAACUCCCCCUAUCCUGUCCAGGCCAAGCCUUACUGCGCUUCCGGUCUUGUAGUGUGUACAGUUUCCGGGAUGAGAAAGCCAUUUCUUUUUCAAUCCAACAACGACUCCAGCUUCCACCAUUUUUUGUAUUCUGCAAUAUAAAAAGAUACGUUGUUAGUACAUAUAUGUCAGAAUAGAAAGAAAUUACCUUUGACCCAGUCCAAAAGAACAAGAAAAGUGUGUCUAGUCGUUGGUGUCUGUGUGUAAUGGCAGUUAACAGAAUGUUGCGAAAUUUGCAGAUUUUGUAAUGGAUGCUUCCAACAUGCACGGUGCACAGUACAUUGCUUCUUAUGAGAAAUUGGCACUUUUGGUAAUCUACAGUCUGCAGACCAUUUUCAAUCCCAAUUUUGCAUGUUAAACCCAUGUGGUCUGUAUUGCUGUGCAAUUUACUCCUGUCCAUGCCUACAUUUACCAAGGUAAAGAUGUCAUGCCGACUUUUGGGACACUCUGACGGCAUGUGAACUGCAGCUCAAUUUGCACGAAAGUUUUUUUUCUCUUUUGUGCUUUUAUCAUGUAAACAUGUAGCAUACAUUUCUUUGUCAUCAACUCCUCAAAAUUUAAAAUUGACAUGCUUUCGUAGACACUUUCAAUAUUAAAUCUCUUAAAAUUGUUUUAUACACUUCUGUUGGUACCGUAGUAAUAAUCGUAAAACAGAUACUGUCGCCUAUAAUUCGUUCCUGACAGUAAAUUGACUGACUUUAUGUCGAUGGCAUGUUUGUAUGGGGAACCCUUGGGAAGGACAAAGGCAUAGGAGAAGCCGUGAUAAUGCUCGUCCGCCAGCCGUAUCUGCCCACAUGCCCUGGCCUCCCAAAACUCCAGUAUUGAGGCGUCGCCUAUGUAACUGUAUCGCCCAUCUAGGAGACCUUUUGCGGCGGCGCCUACGGAUUCUACCGGCUUCAUCCUCUCCGCAAUGUGCUUAUACAGGGAUAGAUUAGACCACUACAAGAAAGUGAACAGAAAGACUUAUUUACAUAUAUAUACGUAUUUUUAAGUACUUUUACGUAUUUUAUUUACGAACACGUAUUUAAGUAUUUAUAUAUCUGAUAAGUAGAUAGCGUGGUUUUUCACAGGUGAUAUUGAUAUUCCGAGAGUACACAUUUUUCAUAUCACCGGUGUUCCUGUGCAUCAUCUGAGUUAGAGCUUUCCACAUUUUGGACACACUGGAUUUUUUUCUUUUUCUCGUGAUUUUCUAAGACGGUACCUAGUCAAGGUCGUGUAGAACUCAUUGUCAUCGUCGUGCACCUAAUUUUUACAAUACAGAUAAAUAGCCUUCAGUGUAUCUCUUGUAUUGCAGGGGUCCCGACCUAUUGGUGUGGUAUUCAGUAAGAGUAACUAACACGCGAAGAUUACCUUUCUGUUCGGUUUAUUCUGUAAACCGAAUCCUAACCGCUUCGAGGAACACGCGCAAGGCGCGUCCUCCACCGGAAGCAACCUUCUUGGCCCGCCAAACAAGUGGGGGCAUACCAAACAUUCUCCCAUGUGUAAACGAAAUAACUGCAGAUAGAGCAUGUUUAGCUGUAUACACGUCUGUUUUUAUGUCAGUAUGUAUGCUUCUCUGUCAGCAAAUUCAAAGAACAAUUUAUGUAUGGAUUUGAAUGAAAUUUGGUGCUCAGCUUGGCCUUGAGUCAAGAAUCAAGGCAAUAAAUCGGGAUCUUUGUCGAGAAAUAUUAAACGAUUAUUCACAAUUUACAAUUGUCUG